This is a messenger RNA of Talaromyces marneffei, 1632 nucleotides long. RefSeq lists its product as uncharacterized. The record is from RefSeq and is a predicted model, not a curated record. The transcript is spliced from 3 exons. NCBI's taxonomy places the organism in Eukaryota, Fungi, Ascomycota, Eurotiomycetes, Eurotiales, Trichocomaceae. The coding region runs from base 1 to 1632 and encodes 543 amino acids. Gene Ontology annotation, molecular function: pyridoxal phosphate binding; cystathionine gamma-synthase activity. Gene Ontology annotation, biological process: transsulfuration.
AUGACACUGCAAGCGGGCGAUCCACUGCCUGAGGGUGACCCUUAUGGCAUCAGCGUCUACCUCCCAACAUGGGAUGCCACAUUGGCAUGGGCUCAGCGACAUCCAGAUUUUGUCGCCAAGCUGAGAACGGCAUAUCCUCGAUUCUUUGUUGCGCGUGUAGUCUUGGAGUUGGCGGCCAAAAUACUAAAACAUGCAAAUCUCCCUUUUUCAGAACCACAACUUAUAAUCCUUACACCAUCGUAUCGCGCUGCGGAAUCUUGUCGAAGGUUCUUUGCAAAAGUCGGGAUUCCGAAUAGUCAAAUCAUAUGUGUUCAAUUCUCGGGUGAGAUCACGGUGGUGAAGGAGGAGGAUGUGGCAUCCGAUAGUACUCCAGACAAGCAACUGUACGCCGUAACAUAUCCCGAAAGUCGAGCAUCUGAAGGUAAAGCUUUUUGGCAACAUACGGGAGCUGGCGUUUCCGUUCGAACUACUGUUUACUGGUUGGAACAUGCGCCAUUCCUGGAGAACCGACAGAUCUUUGCAGAACAGUCUCCUACAAGACUGCCGCUUGAAGACGGAGAUAAAGCUGUGAUUAUGCUACGCGAGCGAAUUUCAGAAUCCGUGUCGACUUCAUCACUUCUGAUUCGCGUCGAUGAUGUGACAUGUUAUCCGACGGGUAUGUCGGCUAUCAGCAACACUUCGCUGGCUAUACGCAGUCUGUUUGAUAGGCAGGAUGGAAUUCAUAGAGUGGCAGUAUUUGGAUUCUUGUAUGUGGAUACAUUCAAAGUCCUAAGCAAAAUCCACAGUAUGGAAUGUAUCUUAUACGGCAACGGCACAAGCGAGGACUUGGAUGCUCUUGAAAAGGAUUUGAACAAUGGUCUAGUUAUCGACGCGUUGUAUACCGAAUUUCCUGGAAAUCCUCUACUACGAUCACCGGACUUGGAACGCCUGUACAAACUAUCUCGGAAACAUGGAUUCGUUGUGAUAGUAGACGAUACGGUUACCACCUCUGUCAACGUCGCGCUUUUUCCAUACUGCGACGUCAUUUGCAGUAGUCUAACCAAAAUGUUCAGCGGAGGUUGCAAUGUUAUGGGAGGAUCAACCGCCUUGAAUCCCCAAUCACCAUGGUACUCUAAAUUGAAACCCGCCAUUGCGAAGAACAAGCCGGAGCCAUACUUUUGCCUCGACGCAAUAGUCAUGGAAAAGAACAGUCGAGAUUUUACAGAUCGUGUCCAGAAAGCGAACACUAAUACUGAGAUGGUCGUUGAUAUGCUAAAGGGUCAUCCAACAGUGGACGAAGUAUUCUACCCCAAAGGUAGUUCGUCGCAGGAUCUUUAUAAUAAAUUUCGGAGAAGCGAGGGCGGAUACGGCUUUCUCGCCUCUAUAAGAUUCGUGACACCCGAGGCUGCGAUUGCGUUCCAUGAUGCAUUGGAUGUGGCCAAGGGCCCGAGUCUUGGGACCAAUUUCACCCUAUGCUGCGCGUAUACAUUGUUGGCACACUACUCAGAACUGGAUUGGGCGGCGGAAUACGGGGUGGUUGAGCAUCUGGUUCGGAUAAGCGUUGGGAUUGAGUGUGAGGACCUUCUCAGGAAUAUCUUUAAUAAAGCUCUUGCGGCUGCGGAAAAGGCUCUCACUGCUAUGAACGAUUCAUAA